Molecule: messenger RNA, 4041 nt
Organism: Drechmeria coniospora
Lineage: Eukaryota; Fungi; Ascomycota; Sordariomycetes; Hypocreales; Ophiocordycipitaceae
Product: putative dynactin ro-3
Exons: 2
Coding region: 1-4041 (1346 amino acids)
Biological process (GO): nuclear migration involved in conjugation with cellular fusion; establishment of mitotic spindle orientation
Cellular component (GO): cell tip; spindle; spindle pole body
Source: RefSeq, a predicted model, not a curated record
AUGCCGGAUUUCAAGCCUGGCCAGGCCGUGCAGCUCAGCGAUGGCCGCAAAGGCGUCGUCCGCUUUGCUGGCCAAACUCACUUCCAGGUGGGCGAGUGGGUUGGCGUCGAGCUCGAGGAGAAGACGGGGAAGAACGACGGCAGCGUUCAGGGGGAACGCUACUUCGACUGCCCCAUGGGCUACGGCAUGUUCGUCAAGCCCAUGAUGGUCACCAUCCUCACGCCGUCGUCCCCCGUCAAGGCCCUGACGAGCCGAAAACCUGGCCAACCGGCGAGCUCCAACGUGGGUGCUGCCCUCGCCUCCGCCACCGCAGGCGGGGAUGCCUCUCUCGCAACGAGGAGGAGCCUGAACAUGCCAAGUCCGAGCCCGGCCCCUAGGCCCCUCCGACGGCCAAGUCUCGUCAAGUCUCCGACCAAGUCUCCAACGAAGCUUCUCAGUGGCCCUCCUAGUGCGGCUGCCUCGCGAACAGUCACCCCGUCCAACCCUCGCGGCACCCCCGUGUCCGCAGGAACCAAGGCGCGCUCGUCCGUCGGCGGCAGCACCCGCACCUCCAUGGGCCCUCCGGCGGUGCCGGCCUCUCGAACGGCAAGGCAAUCGUCCAUUUCGUCGGUCGCUUCGAGGUCGUCGGCUACCGCAGCGCGACCCGCCAACGCCAGACCCCCCGUCGGCGGCAUACCGUCCCUGUCGCGCCCGGGCUCGCGUCGCCCCUCGGCCGAUUCCCACGGCGGCCGCGACAGCGGCUCCGCCUCCGACGCCGCCAGCCGCUCCACGACCCGCUCCGCCGGUGGCAUACUGUCGCCGCAGCCCACCAGUCCCGUCCGUGGAAGAACGAGAGCUCUCGAGAAGCUGGCUGCCGUCGAGUCGUCCGAGACGGCCAUGGCGCCACCGCCCAAGAGCUCCGCCUCCGGCUCGAGAACGGCGGCGAACGCGGCGGCAAAUCGCGAGGUGGAAGACUUGAAGGCUAAGCUUAAGGUGCUCGAUCGGAAACGGAUCGAGGAUCGGGACAAGUUGAAGCUGCUGGAGAAGAUUCAGGCCGAACGGGACAAGUUCGAGGGCAUCAUUCAGAAGCUGCAGCAAAAGUACCAGCCGCUGCAGCAGGAGAAUGCCGAGUUCAAGAAGCUGUUGCAAGAAGCCGAGGCGCGAUUCGAAUCCGUCGAAACGAUGCAAGCCGAACACGACUCGGCCCUCGAGCUCGCCGCCCUCGACCGCGAGAUGGCCGAGGAGACGGCCGAGGUGUUGAAGAUGGAGCUCGACGCCUUGAAGCAAAAGGUCGAGGAGCUCGAGCUCGAAGUGGAUGUCCUCCGGGAGGAGAAUGCCGAGUACGACCAGGGCAUGACGUCGGAGGAACGCGCCAGCAGCGGCUGGUUGCAGAUGGAGAAGACCAACGAACGGCUCCGAGAGGCGCUCCUGCGAUUGCGCGACAUCACCCAGGCCCAGGAGGAGGAGCUGCGAGGUCAAAUCGCCGGGCUCGACGAGGACGUCAAGGAGCUCGCCGCCGUCAAGGAGGAGUGCUCGGCGACGAAAGAGAAGCUCGCGACGUCCGACGCCGCCGUCGACGACCUUCGCCAGCAGCUCGACAACGCGCUCGGCGCCGAGGACAUGAUUGAGGACUUGACCGAGCGGACCAUGACCAUGUCGGAGCAGAUCGAGGAGCUCAAGGCCGUCGUUGAUGACCUGGAAAACCUCAAGGAGAUCAACGACGAGCUCGAGGCCAACCACGUGCAGAACGAAAAGGAGCUGCAGGAGGACCUGGACUUCAAGGACAGCGUCAUCGCCGAGCAGGCCCGCCGGGCGGCCCUGCAGGAGGAGUCCCUCGAGGAUCUGGAGUACACCCUGUCGCGCUUCCGCGAGCUCGUGACGAACCUACAGGGUGACCUGGAGGAUAUGCGAGCAUCCCAGGCGGUCACCGAGGGCGAGUCAGAAAAGCUCAACGACCGGUCGCGGGCCAUGCUGGACCUGAACAUGAAGCUCCAGCUCUCCGCCGCCAAAGCGCAAGCCAAGACGAUCGACUUGGAACUGCGGCAUCUGGAAGCGCAGGAAGCGGGGCAGCACCUCGACAUUGUCAAGCUCUUCAUGCCCGACAGCUACCUCGAGGACCAAGACUCCGUCCUAGCCCUGCUCCGAUUCCGCAGGCUCGCCUUCAAGUCGAACCUGUUGAUGUCCUUCAUCAAGGAGCGCAUCGGCGGGCCGCCCCACGCCGGCCACGAAGACGACGUCUUCUCUGGCUGUGACGCCGUCGACAAGCUCGCCUGGGUGUCUGCCAUGUGCGAACGGUUCGUCAACGACAUGAGCCGCUGCUCCGUCGAGCACUUCUCCAAGUACCGCAAUUCUCUGCACGAGCUCGAGCCGGUCGAGCGAGCGCUCAACGGCUGGAUCGAAGGACUGCGCCGGGACGAGCUCAAGGAGAAGAGCUGCGCAACGGAGCUGCAUCGAACCGUCGCUCUCAUGUCGCACCUCGCCGAGGUGCACAUCUCGACGGGCCUCUCGAGCUUCGCGGACGACGUGUACAUGAAGUCACUCGUCGCCCAGAGCCGCAUGGAAACCGCCGUCGUCGCCUUCAACACGACCAAGGCCAUGGUGCAGCGCGCCCUCCCGUGCGGCGGCGACGGCGAGAGCGACGGCGACGGCGCCAAUGACGAGAUGGCGCAGCACUUUUUCAAGAAUCUAGACCUCGUCAUCACGCAGACGAGAAGCACCAAGGUCAUCGCCGGGAAGGUGGUGCGAGCGCUGGAGGACCUCAAGGCCCGCUCGUCUUCGCUCCUCCCGGAGAGCGCGGAAGCGUUUGAGCGGUGCGAGAAGAGCAGCGAGGAACUGGCAGAACUGGCGAGCAAGAUCGGCAACGGCAUGCACGGAUUGCUUACCCUCGACGAAGGUCGCAACGAACCGUUCACCUACGCCGAGAUCGAAACAGUACUCCAGCGGGCCGGGUCGGGAGCCGACGGCGCGGGGGAAACGGACACGCUUUCGAGCUGCCUGUCCAAGCUGAGAGUCAUCAACAGCCAGAUGGCAAACCUCGCCGCGCUGGCGACGGAUCCGGACCAGACGCAAGAUCUUGACGUACAUACACCCCCCUGGCGGCUCCGAUCCCAAGAGCUCAAAGCGCUCCGGACGGUGCCGGUGGAUGCGGAGGAGGAGCUGCGGCGACUCAAGCAGGAGCAUAACGAAGCUCGGCGAACCAUCACGCAGCGGGACGAGCACCUCAGCACCGCCGUCCUCAAGAUCGAGACGCUCGAGGCACGGAUGCGAGAUGCACACGCCAACGUUGAGCGCAUUUCCGACCUUCAGAAGCGGCUCGGAAACUCGGAGGAGCUGGCGGCCAGCCUGCGGGAGGACAUCGAGAAGCAGGAUCGCGAGCUCAAGAAUCUCGAGUCGGAGCGCGACAAGUGGCAGAAGAUGGCCAACGACAGCCAGGCGAUGGCCGGGGGUGCCGAUGCCGCCGGUGUCAAGGCCGGCCAGGAGCGAGCCGUGGCCACGGCCCGAGAGAUGGAUGCGCUCAAGAAGGACAUCGAGUCACUUCAGUCGGCCGUGCGCUACCUGCGCGAGGACAACCGUCGUGCGCGGACAAAGGAACAGCAGAGCUACGACUGGCUCGCCGAGCCGUUGACGAGGCCGACGGCUCCCCCUGAGCAGCGCAGGAAUCUCAUCGCGGCCGAGGGCAAGGAUGUGCUCGGCGAGCUGAUCAAGCUGGCGGCAUCGGCCACCAUCUUCAACCUCAGCUCCCUGCCCAAGGACAAGCUCGCGUGGCGACCGGCCAGGUCGACGGCGCAGCAUCACGCGGCGAAGCAGCAAGAGGACUACGCGGCGUGGACGUCGUGGCAGGACUCGGUGGCGGAGAAGUCGGCGGCGCUCCUCCGCCACGGCGAAGAUGAGAUGCGGCGACGGGGUCGGCUGAUUGGAAGCCCUGCGGCGCAGCUGCAGAUCCGCCUACCCGGCCUCGACGGCAAGAUGAUGACAGGCACGGGCCUGGGAGGGGAUGGCGUACAGGUUGUGGGGUCACGAGAAUGGGAGGCUCUGCAGGGAGGGCUCGCUUCUGGCGCGUGA